Trichoderma breve is the source of this 696-nucleotide messenger RNA. RefSeq lists its product as uncharacterized. Gene Ontology annotation, cellular component: cytoplasm. Bases 1 to 696 code for a protein of 231 amino acids. The record is from RefSeq and is a predicted model, not a curated record. The transcript is spliced from 2 exons. NCBI's taxonomy places the organism in Eukaryota, Fungi, Ascomycota, Sordariomycetes, Hypocreales, Hypocreaceae. Gene Ontology annotation, biological process: N-acetylglucosamine metabolic process.
AUGGGUUCCCUCAACAUCACAAUCACCCUUCCCAGCGCCAGCCUCCCCUUCUGGCACAUCAACGUCCCCGAGACGGAACGCACCACCCAGUGCCCGCCGUACCUCGUCGGCCUCAAUCCCAAAGACCUCCGCACCGUCUCCACGCCCGACUCGGAGUAUCGCACCCAGACAUGGGAAGAAGUCAGCUACCUCAUCCGGACAAACAACCUGGAGCGGUUCCAGCGCGUGCCCUCUGACCUGCGCCGCUACAAGGCCUUCACCUACCGCCUGGGCAAGAUCCACGGCAGCAUCGCAAACUUUGUCCUGAGGGAGCGCCUGCGCUGGGACAUGCCCGUCGUGGCCCGCGGCGCACCCUUCCAGCACGAAGACGACUUCAAGAUCCUGCACAACGACUGGCCGUACGGUCUUGAUCGCCGCAUCGUCCACCUGGUCGUCUGGACCAAGUUUGAGCUCAAGGCACGCUCUGCUACGGGGGACUUGACGGACAAGGCGAGGAAGGAGAUUGACGACUUUGUGACCAAGACGUUCCGAUCCCGAAUGCCCGCCAACACGGUCAUGUGGUUCAAGAACUGGGCAGCCUUGAAGUCUAUUCAUGCUGUGGAACACUUCCACGUCAUGCUCUUUAACCCAGAUCCUGAGUUCAUCAAGGAAGUGACCAACGGCGAUGUGCCUCAGUGCGACAAGGCCGACAUUUAA